Molecule: messenger RNA, 2287 nt
Organism: Varroa destructor (honeybee mite)
Lineage: Eukaryota; Metazoa; Arthropoda; Arachnida; Mesostigmata; Varroidae
Source: RefSeq, a predicted model, not a curated record
AGAUAAUGAGGCUGUCAGUGACUCGUACUUAGUCCAAUCCCUUCUCACCUUCAAGAGAAAUGUGUAUGAUCUACUAUGGUUCAAACGUUAUACCACUCGAGUGCCAAAGAUUCAUGUUGGUUGAGUGCAAAUAUCGACGUAUCUAUCAGAAAAAGGGGGAAAAUGAUAGAUAUCUCACUUAUGUGCUUUGAGCAGAAAUAUAUGUGUCAAUAUUUCCGUUACAGUGGUCAUAAUGCGCUCGAGCGUAAACAAAAUGAUUGAUGCUACUGCUGCUUUUUUUUAUUGUUCGACUCCUCUAGGCGUGGCGCAAAGAUCAAUGUGGAAGCGGUGUUUGAUAAGAUGGAUCCCAGCUAAUGUGAAGGACGUAGCUUCCAUCAACAACUCACAGAAAUUCGCUUUGAAAUUCUCCAGUUGUCGACAGCUAAACGAUUUUAUCAAUAAUAAUUAGUAAUACUACCUCAACCGUUUCGAACGAAAAGCCGGUUCUUUGUAGUCGCCUGCUCCUCGCUGAAAACUCAUUCACUGCGGUGUUAAGAUACUAUUUGUUAAGAUAUUAAUUAUUAUUUUAGUUUGUCGGCUGCAGUUCGGCUCCUAUUUUUAGUCAAUGUUGUAGUUGCCAUUACGCAUGUGAUUGGUAUCUUUCGUGUUUUUUCGAUCCUUUCGACUGCUAGAGAUACAUAAGAUACGAUGUUGCUAUAUACCUCAUGUGCCUUUAUGUCCUUAAAUUUUAAAUCGUCGACCACAAGAGCAAUGAUAUGGCGUAGAGCCCCUGCUUCGAAAGAAAUAGAUUUUUGCUGAUACGUCGCGACAGCAGCAGCAGGACUCUCAGCUGCCAAAAGAUCGCUGUCGUGUUGAAACAUUGGACAUAUAUUAGCUAAAAUAUUAGUCCUUGGUAUUCGAAGACAAGAGUGCCUUCUUAGGUAUACAACACACUAUAACCCUAUGAUGAUUACUUGACAUAUGCUAGACUAGAAACCGCUUACGUAGUCUGGUUAAUUAGAGUUAAAUGUGUUUCUACAUUCGGUUAUUAUCAAGUGCCAUAUGAAAAAAAAAACUGUAGGUACACACGUUUAUCAAAUUGCAAAUAUUUUUAAUGGCGGCUACCGCCGAAAGUGAAGUAACAAUCCCGUAUUGGUUUUAACUUCACUUACAUACAACGUUUUUUCUGCUGUGAACUAGAGUUCGUGAAAUAUUACGAAGGAAGUAAACAUGAAUAUACAUCAAAGCUCAAAAAUCUUGGUUCUGUGAUUUUCGCACAAAGCAAAAAACGUUUCCCCGGUUGUGGUGACGUUAUUGUUCAUGUGUUAACUGUGCGUGUACUCUGAUGCCACGGCUGAAACAAGUGUAUUCAUAAUAUCCCAAGAACUAUACCGAGAGUUUCUAUAUAUGUGAGGUGCUAUGAUGCUACACUUGCCAAAAAGUGCACGCUACCCGGCGGGGUCCAGGGGUUCGGGAUCCAGACUACCGCCUGUGGCUCUUGCUGGCAUGGCGAUCGCAGCUUGCCUGGCCAUCGUCGUCUACUGGCAUCAAGUUAGCGAAUAUCGCGCGCUUGAAGAACGCUAUCGGGAACUGCAGAUUGCGGAAACCCUUCCCAAAAAUCAAGAUGCAAAGAUGCUCUAGGACGAAAUUGCAAACUGCUGGGAAAAAAAAUCAAGAAAAGUAACCGUCUGCCAGUGUGUUUUAUUAUCGAUAUCGUGCUCUUUUAAGCCAUCUGGAACGUACGAGACGAGGCUUUAGGCUAAAUAGAAGCACAAUUGCACUAAGAGUGCGCAACUCUCUGCAGAUAUGAAGAUCUUACAACAAUGAGUGUAUCUAGUUGUGCGUUCGAUGAAAAGUUUCGUUUGUUCGUUGAGAAAAAAGAAGCGCUACAACGCCAAUAUAACGAUUUACAGAACGUUUCUCAAGACGCGUCGAGAAAAAUUAAGGACACUAAGGAGCGUUUGACGACAUGCGAAAAGGAGCGUGAAACUCUGGACACAACGUUACGUGAGAAGCAGUGGCAGCUCGAUGCAGCCGCUGCCAAAGCGACAGUGGCCGUCGGAUCGCUACCCUUUGCGCAGCCAAAUUCAGCUUUAUUGAAGCAGCAGCAGCAGCAGCAGCAACAUCCAAAUCAACUGCAGCAUAUGGAUGAUACGAGAGUAAAACGAUUGUAGAAAAUGUAUCAAAACUAAUUCGGAUAGCAAUUACUAUAUUAUUAGUUAUGAGAAAAUGUGAUCUCCUUGGAAUACGAAUAUGUGAACAAAAAAAUACGACGCCAGUAAAUAAAGACAAAUAUAUUUGUAUAACA